GCAACGGUUACGCCAUUAAGUUCAGGGUGAUACAUGUACAUGUAUCUGAUAGUGAGGAAGCUCCAAAAAUGUAAUGUAUCUCCCCAGGCAAUGACACAGAGCACCCGGUUUGUUGAAUUUCGUUGCCAACGCUGACACAGGGAGACUGGAAUUUAGCACAACCACCGAACCUCACGCGAUGUUUCUACAUGCUCUGGCGCAAGAAUACAAGACGAAGACUCGGUGUGACUGCCUGGAGCUCUUUAACUCAGUAAGAGGAGAGCUCGAUCUUUUCUUGGUAAAAUGUAAAUAAACCAAACUAUUUGUUGUGUCCAUUUCACCAUAGAAGUAGAGCCUAGCCAGGUAAGGUGAGCGGUAGUGUUGAAAAAAAACUCAGUUUGCAGUGCGGUCUGACUGGACCAUCGACGCAGUUGUUACUGCCCGUAGCAACGGAUAUACAACAUGACCCAGUAACACAUGUCCCAGUGUUCACUUGGAGGAAAUUCUGCCGGCACAGGAAGGAGCAACAACAAGAACCGAACCGGCAAACAGUGGUCACUUCCCAGAGCAGAACUAACUUCUACGUGAAACUUACUUCCAGAAUUUCGACGAGGUAUCCCUCGCAGGCGAUUCCAAUCGCGGACUCACUGGACCGGCCUGUUUUGUUCCGGAGAUUACUAGUAUGACGAGUUGCGCGGGCAGUGCCUGACAAAGUUUGCGCACACCUGAGUUAUACAACAGGACCAGACUUUACAUUGGGUGGGAACAGUUAGUCUUCGCAGUCCUGGUAGGCUGUUGUUGGUAGUAAAAAGACAUGGGGAACUGCUGUUCCAACUAUGCCGGCAUGUGGCGGGCCCUCCGAGAGGGGAACUACUCCGUGAAGGAGAUCAACUACGGCGGGGCGGACGCCACGGUGCUCCGGAGAAACAUCGGGGUUCCCGUCGUCAGUCUGUUGGACCAGAACAACAUUCGGUACGUGUUCGACGUAGACCUGGUGGAGAAGGUACCGUUCACGCUCGGCAACACCGUGUUGCGCCCGGCGGUGCUCGGCGGACACUGCCCGGGGAUGUUGUCGAACGGGGACGAGCACGCGAGGCGGAAGAAGUUCUCGAUGGCGGUGAUCCAGAGGAGCCUGACCGGCGGACGCCUGUUCUCCGCGCUGGUGGAACAGCUUCACAAACACACGUCCGCCUGGGCCGACGUCGGGCACAACAUCUACGACUUCGAGGACCGCGCCAACCGGUUCUGCGCGGACGCCGUGUCGGAGAUCAUCCUGGGCGGCGGCGCCGCGCUCCCGUACGAGUCCGUUCGAGCCUGGCAGAACGGACUCCACUCCCACAGACCUCGGGUGCCGACCCUCACCCGGUACUGGGCCAAGUCCCAGGCACGCCAGGCCCUGCCUGUACUCCUCGCGAACAUCAGGAGCGCGCCUGCCUACGAGGAGAUCAUGCAGCUGGGAAAGACGUGCGGACUGACGGAGGAGGAGGCUACCCAUGAACUCCUGUACGUGAUCGUCGGCCAUGCCCUGCCGCAGAUACAGAACCCGCUGCUGGCCUGCCUGGCUGCAUACGCCGCCAUGCCGGAUCUGGACAGGCGGCAGAUGUGGGAGGAGAUGAGCAAGGUUCUCCAUCACGUCGGCACGUUCACCGAGGCCAUGCUGGGCUCCAUGCGGUGCGUGGAGAGUUUCAUCCUGGAGGUCCUCAGGCUCCGGCCGCCGACCGAACUCUUCUUCGGCCGGGCUCGCAAGGACUUCGUCGUCAAGACACGAGACAGGGAGACCUUCCAGGUGCAUGAGGGAGAGGUGGUGUGCGGCAGCGCCUUCUGGGCCGGGCGGGACCCCACGUCCUUCCGCGUGCCCAUCAUGUUCCGGCGGAACCGCUUCGCGUGUCCCGGCAGCGAGGCGACGCGGUCGUCCCUCAUCUUCGGGCGGGGCCCGCUCACCUUCCUUCCCAACGCCGAGAACCACCAGUGCCCCGGGCUGGAGCUCGCCAUGUCCGUGCUGAAGCCCGCCAUGGCCUGGCUGCUCAUGUUCUGUAAGUGGAAGCUGACCGAGGAGCCGAAGUGGAGCGGGAAGAGGCGGUCGCGCUGCGGCAAACCGGACAACCCCAUGGGCAUGGUCACCUUCAAGUACUACCCCACGGACGUCGCCAACUACUACCCGCUACCGGGGGUCGUUCCGUCCAACAAGAAGGGCAAAGACAGUUCUCCUAAUGUAUCAUCUUAUGUGUCAUCAAUACUCUGAAAAAACGCUGACCUCGUCACUAUAUAUAUAGAUAUAGACAUCCACAAAGUUUAUGAAAUGUGGGCAUGUUUAUGUAUAUAUAUAUAUAUAUGUAUAUAUCUUUGUUAACUCGUAGCGUUUUGUUGAUCGCCGUUGAGGCAAACAUUAAUAAA
This is a messenger RNA of Branchiostoma belcheri (Belcher's lancelet), 2373 nucleotides long. Its product is annotated as fatty acid hydroperoxide lyase, chloroplastic-like. Gene Ontology annotation, biological process: sterol metabolic process. The transcript has 4 exons. Gene Ontology annotation, molecular function: iron ion binding; oxidoreductase activity, acting on paired donors, with incorporation or reduction of molecular oxygen; monooxygenase activity. Bases 794 to 2221 code for a protein of 475 amino acids. The record is from RefSeq and is a predicted model, not a curated record. NCBI's taxonomy places the organism in Eukaryota, Metazoa, Chordata, Leptocardii, Amphioxiformes, Branchiostomatidae.